Molecule: messenger RNA, 405 nt
Organism: Acanthamoeba castellanii str. Neff
Lineage: Eukaryota; Discosea; Longamoebia; Acanthamoebidae
Exons: 4
Coding region: 1-405 (134 amino acids)
Source: RefSeq, a predicted model, not a curated record
AUGAGCGGACUGCGAGACUUGGUGGCCGAUGCCGCGUGCGAAGGUGGCAACCCCCUCAUGAAUGCCAUGAACCGCCUCUGGGAGGACCCUACCGCCCGCCAGCGCCAGCAGCAGCAGCACCGCCGCGGGUCCGGCACCACGGUGGCGGUGGCGGUGGCGGUGGCGGGCCUACGCAUGCAGAUCCCCUGUCACCAGCAGCAGGAGGGGCCACACGGGCGCUUCCUGGAGGACGACGGGCGGGGAGAAGAAGAGCUCCUCAACUCCCACCAAGGGGUGGAGGGGUUCUUUGGGACGGGGGGCAACGCCUUUGCAGAGCUCGAUCCCGACAUCGACGCCUUUGCCGACGCCUAUGCCGGCCAGCGACAACAAGGUGUGGUCCCCGUGGCGUGGCGUGGCGUGGCGUGA